AUGGAAAACUCACAGAAGAAGCAAGUGUUCCUAUUCUACUGCGCUGAAUGCGAAGACCUUGCUCGACAGGUCGCUUCUCAGUCUGACCACAUAACCCUCCAGACCAUCAAAUGGAGGACUUUUGAUGAUGGAUUUCCAAACAUUUUUAUAAACAACGCACAAGACCUUCGAGGCCAACAUGUUGCCUUUCUUGCAUCAUUUAGCUCUCAAGGAGUUAUCUUUGAACAGCUUUCUGUAAUAUAUGCACUCCCCCGGCUGUUUGUUGCAUCGUUCACAUUAGUUUUGCCUUUCUUUCCAACUGGUUCCUUUGAACGAAUGGAAGAAGAAGGGGAUGUAGCAACUGCAUUUACCAUGGCAAGAAUGUUGUCCAAUAUUCCCAUAUCAAAAGGUGGCCCAAACAGUGUACUCAUCUAUGACAUACAUGCUUUACAGGAAAGAUUUUAUUUUGGGGACCAUGUUUUGCCUUUGUUUGAGACUGGAAUUCCACUCUUGAAGCAGCGUCUCCACCAGCUUCCCGACUCUGAUAAGAUAGUUGUUGCAUUUCCCGAUGAUGGAGCAUGGAAGCGAUUCCACAAGCAGUUGGAUCACUUUCCCAUGGUGGUGUGUAAUAAGGUUCGUGAAGGUGACAAGAGGAUAGUUCGGAUCAAGGAGGGAAAUCCUGCUGGUUAUCAUGUAGUCAUUGUUGAUGACUUGGUGCAAUCUGGCGGCACCUUGAUCGAGUGCCAGAAAGUUUUGGCUGCUCAUGGUGCAGCCAAGGUUAGCGCUUAUGUCACCCAUGGUGUAUUUCCUAAACGCUCAUGGGAGCGGUUCACUCACAAGGAUGAAGGCUCGGAGAAGGCAUUCGCCUACUUUUGGAUCACGGAUUCCUGCCCGCUUACUGUGAAAGCCGUGGCAAAUAAAGCUCCCUUUGAGGUGUUAAGUCUUGCAGGUUCCAUUGCUGAUGCUCUACAGAUUUGA
Prunus armeniaca (apricot) is the source of this 957-nucleotide messenger RNA. NCBI's taxonomy places the organism in Eukaryota, Viridiplantae, Streptophyta, Magnoliopsida, Rosales, Rosaceae. The record is from the annotation of a GenBank genome assembly.